This is a messenger RNA of Phytophthora infestans T30-4, 4255 nucleotides long. RefSeq lists its product as uncharacterized. The coding region runs from base 1 to 4128 and encodes 1375 amino acids. The transcript has 4 exons. Lineage: Eukaryota; Oomycota; Peronosporomycetes; Peronosporales; Peronosporaceae. The record is from RefSeq and is a predicted model, not a curated record.
AUGAGCGCGCACUCGAGCGCCCGCUCCAGCCAGCGCUCGAGCUUUAGCGGCUCACCGCGACACAUAACAGUGGACGAAAUGAACCAGCUGUCCAUCCGCAGUCUGGAGGAACUCAACCAACUCUCACAGGCCACGCGCCAGUUCGGAGAAGUGUAUUCAGGCAGUCCGGACGCCUCUCGACGCAGCCCCAAGUUCCUACAGAGACUCUUCGACCCUCUGGACAACAAGAGCGACGCAGAAUGUUUGUUCCGCGUGCGUAUCUCCGGCAUUCAGUGCCGCAAUCUCCAGGGACGAAGGUUUAGCGGCAAGAGUGACCCUUUUGUCGAGUUUUACUGGGACGACCCCGAGGAAAAGACACCGUACGCCACUCCAGUGAUCAAGGCGGACUUGAAUCCGAACUACAAAGGAGUGCUGAUCGCCUUUGAGUACAAAGCGCCGCUGAACGCGCUAACGAAGCGACUUUUGUCGAUUAAAGUGUUCUCGAACCGGAAAUUCCACGCCAAACACUUGAUCGGACAAACGCAGGUGGACCUGUGGAGUGUGGCGACUGGACCUGUGCAUCACGACCACCAUUUGAUUGGAUGCGACAAUGGACGCGUGGUGUUUAACUGCUACAUGGAGCAAUGCAGCGAAUGGAACAUCUCUGUGAGCGACGUAGGCGUCAUGAUGCCUGCGAUUGCGAACGAGCUGGACCGACCGGAAGGACACGAUUUCCAGGAAGACGCGUCGCUGCCGCUCAAGAAGUUUGGAGUGAGCUACAAGUGCACGAUUGGGACGAACGAGAAGUUUUACAUGGGCAACAAGCUGAAGCACGCGAUCAAAAGAGAGAUUGGAGAUAUCCAUGAAGUGAGUUUCCAGUCGUUAGCAAGGCUGGCGGUGCUGUCGUCUCGAGUGUCGAGACCGAACAGUCAGCCCAAGAGCGAAGCUGGAGCAGAGGACGAAGCUGCUGGCGACGCUCUCGUGGCUCAAGACCCCAUGGGCGUGGAAUGGGCGACUUCAUCGGACUAUCUACCUCCUAUUACACGCUACAGCACUUUCGAUGAACUUAUGUCGGCCACGCUGACGUUGGAGGUGCGUCAACUGCUGGUUGGUCGAGGUCAAAUGUCCACAGACCCGGACGGAGGGUUCUUGAGCUUGCUGGACAAGUACAAGAAUGAAACAUUGGCAACCCCGAAUAUUGACGUGCAAUUCGACGAGGAGAUCAAGAACACAAUUCUGUUCGGUCAAACGUGGUUGUCUUUGGAAAAGAUUUUUGAAGAUGCCCUGCAAGAGCGAAUGAAAAAGAAAUAUGACGCUGAUCCGAACAGCGGUAUGAAUGGUCUCGGGUUCUCUGAGCAGUUUGUCACGAGCAAGUUUGAACAGAGUCUCACAUUAAAGGGGCACCAGGUUGGCGUGAUUUACGGUACAAUUCUAUUCAAGCGAAUCCCGGACGUCCGACAGCUGCGAUGUGGUGUAAAUAGUGAGAACGGUAUCUCGUCGUCCAGCUCGGUGAUUGUAGGAGCAGUCGCGGCAGGCUCAAAGAAGAAUCUGCGCAAAUCCAAGGUGGUGAUCCCGGUCGAAGCUCAGCGUGUGUUGGAGAAGAUGCAGGAUCUGGUGGAGCUAAUGGCGAAUCGACAGAAGGAUGACAAAGAAGGCAAAGUGCGGAAGGCGACAAAGAUUUUGAAAAUGCUGCAGAUAUCGCACAAGGCCUCGAUGCUAUCGUGGGUGUACGUGUCAGCAGAAGCUCUGGAAGAAACGAAAAACAUCCUGUUGAGAUUGUGGCAGUUCCUGCUGGAGAACAUUCGCGUCCGGCAUUACACGCUGCGAAAUGUUUUCUACGAAUUGCUGUUUUAUUUAGUAAAGCGAGCGGAGCUGAGUGAUUUGCCGCUGCUGGGUUUCGACUCGACGGUGGCAACUGCCGUGUUGGGGGCCAAGCAUACGCACAAAGUGUCGAAGAAAGAUCUGGAGUUUGGCUUGAAGCUCCGUGCGAUGCUCGUUGAAACCAAGUUCUGCGUGCUACAGACAGUCUCUGUCCGUGGUGUCAUGAACAACAACCUCAUGUUCUUUGUGGCGAGAAUGUUGUCGGUGCUGUGCUUUCGGUUACCAAGUUUCGGUGUGGAGCUGUAUCAGUUGUGGUCCGAGUCGUACAAUGAACCGGUGCCUGAGCUUGCUGCUGAGUUUAGAAUGAAUGCUGACGCCGAUUUGUUCGCUAUGGAUGGAUUAGAAGCCCAUCUGGACUGGCGGCGGUUCCACAAGGCCAUUUUUGAUGAGUACGGAGAAAAGUCGUUGCGGAAUCAGGAAGAAGAAGCCGAAGACAAGUACGAAGUGACUUCUGAGGCCUGGAAAUCGCGUUUCCGUCGCCUUAACGGAGAAGCGAACACACUGAAUAUUUUGCUGGUGGACCAAUGGCUGUGGUACGUGUUGGAUACGUUGGCUGUACUCAACCAGAAGAUCGGAUGGAUACAUUUGCCUGGUUACACUCAAGUGCUGAUGGUGUUCUUCUUGGAGUUAAAGACGCAGAAGUCUGGCUGGCUACCACCCACACUGUACAAACUGUCGUGUACGAUGUUGUCCAACCCGAGCUUGAUCAACCCCAUGACUAAGUUCCUACUGAGCAGCACCAGUGUGCACGAUGUAACUGCAGUCAUCGGCGCUGUGGAACUGCUCGGCGUGUGGAUGUACAUGAUUCGAAGUUGGCGCGUUCGUUUGAGCUCGUACCGACUGUCACAUCUAGAGAACAACGAUCGCUGGAACUUCCACCAAGACGAUCAGUACUCGAUUCCAGCGGGGGAUGAAGUGUCGCUGCUUCCGCCUUCAUUCGACUUUCGUUUCCUGUGUGCUGCGCUGCGUAUUCUACUGGACUCGGAGCACACUCAGGUCGUCUUGACAACACUGGAGUUCCUAUACAACUGCUGGGAUUGUUUCCCAGAGCGACAUGCAGACAAACUACGCUUCGAGCUACUACGGUCUUUCAUCCGCCUGUUCCUGCACUGGCAUCGUGAAGUACGUAGCUUCUUCCAGACUUUGAUUGCGUUCCGAGCCAUGAAGCCUCACGGGUGGACUCAGAAGGGAGCGUCUUUCGUGAAUACGCCGCCACACAGCCGCCGCCAGAUCGAUGCUGUGGCGGCAGACUUUAACUCGUCGCUUGGAACCGAGGAGCCUAGUGACAGCGCUCGACGCUCGCGAUCCUACAGCGCGAGCAACAUUAUGGACUCGGUACAUAAACGACUAAGUUCUCCCUCCCCGCGCUCAUCUCCUCGGACGUCACCGUCACCGUCCCCGCGGAACGCAGGCUCGAGUUUAUCGUUGACGAUCUCCCCCAAUAAUCGCGGUUUUGGUAGUGGGAAUAGCACCCCGACUUCGGACUACAAGAGUGGGGACAGUUUCCAGACCAAGACGCGCAGUAUCUCGGAAGAUUACAUCAAACACCCGACGCUACAACCUAAGAUGGACUCCAACAUCCAGAUGAAGUUCAACCGACUGCUGGAGUCGAUUUACAUCGCUGCGAAGAAGUACAUUGACCAUCAGAGCGAGAGCGGGAAUCUUUUACGCAAGCAGACGAUGAAGGCAACGUGGAAGAAGAAGGGGAUGCUGCUGAAACAGGGCUUUAUCUACAAGAACACUUGGAAGAACAAGUACUUCUCGCUGCAGAACAACAAGCUAGGAUACGCCGACUCGGAACACGGCCCUAUCAAGCGCGAAAUCAACGUCAUUGGCAGUGUGGUCUCGGAGAUGUCGAAUCAGCUGGAUCACUCUCAAGGAACACGCGUGGUGCUCUUCAACUGUUUUUCCGUGGACAGCGGCUACCAGAAAUUUGUUCUCUGCGCUCCGACGUUCGAGGAACAGCGCGAGUGGAUAGAAGUGCUGGCUCAGAAUGCGACGGCGGAGACGGCCCAGCGAAAGGACAACGAGACGAUGUCUCAAUUGGAUCUUGCGGAAGUGUCGGACCAGUUGGAGUCGCUGGCUGGGAAGCACUCGACGUCCGAUGAAGUUUCCGAGAACCUGUUGCCGUACUCGGUACUGGCUGUGAAAGAGUGGCUGAACUUCCGAGUGACGGCAAUGGAGAUCGACGGUAAAAUUGCUGCUGGCCAGCCAUUCCAGAUGCCAGUGCUGCUGUCCAAGUCGUCUUUGUAUGCGGAUGAUGAUUAGACGGCUGCAAUGGCUAGACUUUGAGGGCGUCAGACGAUUUUAUGGCUGCUUUGAAGACCUUUUAGCUUCGGCGGUGGGUACGCCAGCUCUCGUGGAUUUCUUUCCCUUUAUCGUUAACAAACUAUAU